GAGUGACGGAUCCGUUUACGUAGGUGCGUUGAUGUUCUCAAUGAUCGCCAACAUGUUCAAUGGAUUCUCGGAGCUUGCUUUGAUGAUUCAAAGACUUCCCGUGUUUUACAAGCAACGAGACCUUUUGUUUCACCCUUCUUGGACCUUCACGCUCCCAACGUGUCUCUUGAGCAUUCCUGUCUCCAUCUUCGAAUCCGUUGUUUGGGUCAGCAUCACUUAUUUUUUGAUCGGAUUUUCUCCAGAACCCAGCAGGUUCUUUAAGCAUUUGUUGGUGAUAUUUCUGACACAGCAAAUGGCUGGUAGUAUUUUUCGAUUCAUUGCGGUAACUUGCAGAUCGAUGAGUCUUGCAAACACAGGAGGAUCUCUAGUGAUUCUCCUCCUCUUCUUGCUUGGAGGAUUCAUUAUUCCUAGAGGUGAGAUUCCUGUAUGGUGGCAAUGGGCUUAUUGGGUUUCACCAAUGACUUACACUUUCGAUGCUUUGACUGUCAAUGAAAUGCUUGCUCCUAGAUGGAUGGAUCAACGGUCUUCCGAUAAUUCCACGACGUUAGGGUUGGCUGUUCUUGAGAUUUUUGACGUAUUCACGGAUCCAAUCUGGUACUGGAUCGGAGUAGGAGCCAUUCUCGGGUUCGCGAUUCUCUUUAAUGUCCUAGUCACCCUCGCUCUUACAUUCUUAAACCCACUUGAGAAGACGCAAGCCAUCAUUUCUAAAGAGAAUGCAGAAGAAAACAGAGCUGAGGAUAGCUCAGAGAGUAAGAGCUUUUAUGUUAAAAAAGGAAUGGUUCUACCUUUUACCCCUCUCACAAUGUCCUUCGACAAUAUUCACUACUACGUUGACAUGCCUAAGGAAGUGAAGGAACAAGAAGUUGGCAAGGAUAAGCUUCAGCUUUUAAACGAAGUGACAGGAGUGUUUAGGCCAGGAGUGUUAACAGCUCUGAUGGGAGUUAGUGGAGCUGGUAAGACCACUCUAAUGGAUGUUUUGGCGGGUAGGAAGACCGGUGGAUACAUUGAAGGAGACAUCAGAAUCUCAGGUUUCCCUCAAAGACAAGACACUUUUGCAAGGAUCUCUGGUUAUUGUGAACAGAAUGAUAUCCAUUCGCCGCAAGUCACCGUCAAAGAGUCUCUCAUUUACUCUGCUUUCCUUCGUCUCCCAAAAGAAGUCACUAAAGAUGAGAAAAUGAGGUUUGUUGAUGAAGUGAUGGAGCUAGUGGAGCUAAAUAGUCUAAAAGAUGCGAUCGUGGGACUUCCAGGGAUCACAGGGUUAUCAACAGAACAGAGGAAGAGACUAACAAUCGCUGUGGAGUUAGUGGCGAAUCCUUCAAUAAUCUUCAUGGAUGAGCCAACCUCUGGACUUGACGCUAGGGCUGCAGCCAUUGUGAUGAGGACGGUGAGGAACACGGUUGACACAGGAAGGACAGUGGUCUGCACAAUCCACCAACCUAGCAUUGAUAUCUUUGAAGCUUUUGAUGAGCUUCUUCUUCUGAAGAGAGGAGGGCAAGUGAUUUACGCUGGUCCUUUAGGCCGAAACUCCCACAAGAUUAUCGAAUAUUUCCAGGCAAUUCAUGGAGUUCCGGUGAUUAAAGAGAAGUAUAAUCCGGCGACAUGGAUGCUAGAAGUGAGCUCAAUGGCAGCAGAAGCAAAACUCAAGAUAGAUUUUGCUGAGCAUUACAAAACAACAUCCUUAUAUCAACAAAACAAGAAACUUGUAAAGGAACUAAGCACACCGCCACGAGGAGCAAAAGAUCUCUACUUCUCUACGCAGUUCUCACAAUCAUUUUUUGGACAAUUCAAAUCUUGUCUGUGGAAACAGUGGAUUACUUACUGGAGAACUCCUGACUACAAUUUAGCCAGAUUCUUCUUUACACUGGUUGCAGCUCUCAUGAUCGGAACAAUUUUCUGGAGAGUUGGCACAAAAAGGGACAAUGCGAAUGAUCUUACAAAGGUUAUUGGAGCAAUGUACGCUGCCGUUUUAUUCGUUGGAAUAAAUAACUCCACAUCUGUUCAACCACUCGUAGCUGUGGAACGAACUGUGUUCUAUCGAGAAAGAGCUGCUGAAAUGUAUUCUGCUGUGCCCUAUGCCCUAGCACAGGUGGUAUGCGAAAUACCGUACGUGCUGAUCCAAAAUACGUAUUAUACACUAAUUGUAUACACAAUGGUGUGUUUCGAAUGGACAGUGGCCAAGUUCUUGUGGUUUUUCUUCGUGUCGUUCUUCUCCUUCCUCUACUUUACAUACUACGGGAUGAUGACUGUCGCCGUCACACCAAACCAGCAAGUCGCAGCUGUUUUCGCCGGAGCUUUCUACGGAAUUUUCAACCUCUUUUCCGGUUUUCUCAUCCCUAAAUCGAGAAUUCCAAAAUGGUGGAUAUGGUACUACUGGAUCUGUCCAGUGGCUUGGACUGUGUACGGAUUGAUUGUUUCGCAGUACGGUGACGUGGAGGACACGAUUAAAGUUCCGGGUAUGACGGAGGAUCCGACGAUAAAGUGGUACAUCGAAAACCAAUUCGGGUUUGACCCGAAUUUCAUGGGUCCAGUUGCGGCUGUCUUGGUGGGUUUUACUCUGUUUUUUGCUUUCAUGUUUGCAUUUGGAAUUAAAAUGUUAAACUUCCAACAAAGGUAG
Messenger RNA from Microthlaspi erraticum, 2614 nucleotides. Lineage: Eukaryota; Viridiplantae; Streptophyta; Magnoliopsida; Brassicales; Brassicaceae. The record is from the annotation of a GenBank genome assembly.